ACAAAAAUCCAAAUUAACUAAUUUUUAAUGACUGAAAAUGAGUGCAUGUCAAAGUUUAGCCUAAAUAAAAUAGUUAUAAGUUUAGGGGCAAUUACGUAAUAAACAAAGAAAAACCCUUGGUAAUUCUUGGCCUCUUCUUCCCAUUUCACUUCGUUCUUAAUAUUAGUCUGAUAAACCUCACCAACAGUCUCAGCCGGACCAUCAAAAACCGCGGCCAUGGAUUCUCUAUCUCUAUCCAAUGGAGCAUUAAUGAAGAGAGCGAAGAGAAAACGGAAUCAGAAACACGACGCUGAACUCGAGCAAUUCGACUCCCUCCCAUGGAGCUCAUCGUUAUCUGGCGAUGACCCUUUCUCUUUUGUCGUUGGCUCCAAUGAACUCGAAGGAGGUUUUCUUUCGCUUGAAGAGAUUAAUGAAGCCGAAUAUGGUUUGGAGAUCCCUAAACCUGAGGGAAAUAUUAAAAAAGAAAAAAAGGUUAAGCCAAGUAAACAAUCUAUCAAACGAAAGCUCAGCCAGAAUGGUGGCAGUGAUGGUAAUGAGGUUGAGACUGUAGAUGAAGUGAGCAUGGAAAAGGGAGAGAAUGUGUUGGCUGAAAAGAAAAAGAAAAAGAAGAAGUUGAAGAUGAAGAAAAAGAAGACAAAGGAAGCACAGAAAGUUGAGGAUGUUGAUUCUAAUGCUGGUGAUGUGGCUGAGAGUGAAGUUAAUGAGACUGAAAAGGAUGAAAAUGUGGAACCUGAACAGGGAAGUGAGAAGACUAAGAAGAAGAAGACGAAGAAGAAGAAGAUGAAGAAAAAGAAUGUGAAAGAAACUCAGGAAAAUGAUGAAUCCAUGCCUGUAAGCAAUGUCGAUGAUGAUGCUGAAGCAGAGGUUGUUGAUGAAGCUGAUUAUUAUUCAUGGAAUGAGUUGAGACUCCACCCUUUGAUUAUGAAAUCUAUAUACAGACUUGGAUUCAAGGAACCGACACCAAUACAGAAAGCUUGUAUUCCUGCCGCUGCCCACCAAGGGAAGGAUGUUAUUGGUGCUGCAGAGACCGGGUCCGGAAAGACACUGGCUUUUGGUUUGCCCAUUUUUCAGCGCCUCUUAGAAGAACAAGAGAAGGCUGCAAAUGUACUCGAAGAAAGGAAUGAUGAAGGAGAAACUAUUACCCGCAAAGGGUUUUUACGGGCUCUCAUUAUUACUCCUACAAGAGAACUUGCACUUCAGGUAACCGAUCAUCUAAAGGCAAUUGGCAAGGAUACCAACAUGAGAGUUGUUCCAAUUGUUGGAGGAAUGUCAUCCGAGAAACAGGCAAGGCUUCUAAAAUGGAGGCCUGAGAUUGUUGUUGGAACUCCUGGUAGAUUAUGGGAACUCAUGUGGGGUGACAAGCAUCUUGUGGAGUUACAUUCAUUGUCUUUUUUCGUGCUGGAUGAGGCUGAUCGAAUGAUAGAAAAUGGACAUUUCCACGAGUUGUAGUCAAUAAUUGACAUGCUUCCUAUGACCAGUGGAUCUGCUGAAGUAAAUCCUCAAAAUACACAAAGUUGUGUUACAGUUUCAAGCUUCCAGAGAAAGAAACGACAAACCUUUGUCUUUUCUGCUACCAUAGCUCUAUCUGCCGAUUUCCGUAAGAAGCUAAAGCGUGGCUCCGCAAAAUCAAAGGAAUCAAUGUCCGAGGGAUUCAGUUCAAUAGAAAACCUUUCAGAACGAGCAGGGAUGAGAGACAAUGUUGCUGUUAUUGAUUUGACAAAUGCAUCCAUAAUGGCAAAUAAGCUCGAGGAAUCAUUUAUCGAAUGCAAGGAAGAAGAUAAGGAUGCUUUUUUGUAUUAUAUAUUGAGUGUUCACGGACAAGGUCGCACAAUAGUCUUCUGUACAUCAGUGGCUGCUCUGCGUCAUCUAUCUUCUAUCUUGCGCAUACUUGGUAUUGAUGUUUGGACACUUCAUGCCCAGAUGCAGCAGCGAGCUCGAUUAAAGGCAAUCGAUCGUUUUAGGGCAAAUGAGCAUGGUAUACUUCUUGCAACUGAUGUGGCAGCUAGAGGCAUUGAUAUUACUGGUGUGAGAACUGUUGUUCACUAUCAGCUACCACAUUCAGCGGAAGUUUAUGUUCAUAGAAGUGGGAGAACUGCUAGAGCUUCCGCUGAUGGGUGCAGCAUUGCCCUGAUUUCACCGAAAGAAACUUCAAAGUUUGCUUCCUUGUGGAAAUCCUUUUCUAAGGAAAGUUUCCAGCGUUUUCCUUUGGAGAAUUCAUACAUGCCUCAGGUCAUGAAACGUUUAUCUCUAGCACGACAAAUAGACAAGAUUUUACGGAAAGGCUCUAAGGAGAAGGUACAGAAAAGCUGGGUUGAGCGAAAUGCAGAAGCAAUUGAUUUAGUAGUGGACAGUGACGAGAGUGAGGAGGAAAGAGUGAACAAUUCUAAGCAAAAAAAAGUUACAUCCGCAAAUUUAAACAAGUUGCAGCAGGAGCUAAAUGAUCUCCUCUCACGACCGCUACAACCAAAGACUUUUUCACAUCGCUACUUGGCAGGGGCCGGUGUUUCGCCUCUUCUACAACAUCAAUUUCAAGAAUUAGCGAAGCAGAAACUAAGUGUUGUCAAAACCACAGGAGGACAAAACAAAAGGAGGAAAAUGGUUGUUAUAGGUCAGAAUUGUGUGGAACCACUCCAGGCUCUUCGGAAUGCUGGUCAAGAGGUACACAUGGAUGUUAAAGGAAUGGCACAAAAACGUAAAACUACAGAGGAACUGCGGAAAAAAAGGAAAGAUGAGAAGAAACGUUUGAGAGAUCAAAGGAGAAAACAGAAGAAGAAGAUGAAAGGGUUGUAAUAAGGUGAAGUGUUUUGAAACAUAAAAUAGAGUGAGAGAGAUUCAUCAAAAUGGUAUUUCCAAGCAAAUAUAUAAUCACAUCAAAUCACUGGAAAUUUUGCAACCAUUUUGUAUAUUAUUUAAUUAUAAAUUUUGAUGCUUUAAUUUGGUAUUUAUUCAUUUUACUUUAAUUUAGUGGAAACCAUAGAUGUUUGUUGUAUAAUUUAUUUUCUCCUUUUUCAUUGAAGUUCGAUAAAUAAUUUCAAUAUAAAGUUCUGUUUUUUAUUGGAUAAAUACCCGUUUUAGUUUUGAAAAUUCAGUUUCUUUAUUUUUUGCCAAAUUUACUAAAUAAAACAUUCUUUCCCCAUUUUUAUUAUUUAGUGAGCUUUUUGAUGAAAAUCUAUAUUAUAUAACUUGAGAAGCUUGUGGUGUGACAUUUAUAAAGCAUUGUUAUUGUUACCAUCAAUGAUGUUAAAUACUAAAAUGGCCAUUCUCAUUCUAUGGAUCUUUUUCAUUUUUAAGUUUCUCUUCAUGUAUUUUUCUCUCAAUGGAACUGCAAGAAUACUCUUGUAUUAUUUUUCAACAUAAGAUUUCUUCAUUAAUUUUUCCCAAAUGCUGAAAAACAAUAAGACAACCACUACCACCACUAGUCUAUUAUUUUACAAACAUUUUUUUUAGAUUAAAUAAACAUUUUUUUUGUGUGUCUAUCUUUUGUCCUCUCUUGCAGUGAAGUUAACAGCAAAUAUUAUACAUAAUUGAACUUCCAUCCAAACCCAUGGUUUUUUUAAGCAUUUAAUUAUUUAACAUAAUAUAGUGCCACCAACCUUUCAUUUUCAUCCACAUGCAAGAGUUAUAUGUAGACUGUACACCACUAUCACAUCAAUUGUAAAGCCAUUUUAAAGAAUCCAAUAUAUAAUUUUCCUUACAAAACUAUAAAUAAAUAACACUAGUAUAUGAAUGUGAUAGUUUUGUGUCUUAUUGGGAUAUUAAAUAUUUUUAUCUAUACUAGAAAAUCAAUUUUGAUGAAGGCUGGUUUUAUGUAAUGCUCUUUUUUCUUCUGCAAUGGAUCUAAAUUAGUUGAGUCUUAACUUAAAAAAAGGUUUGAUAAGCAUUAAUAAAGCUGAAAUAUACAAAUCUAUGCAACGUGGGAUUCUUAUUGGAUCCGGCUAAAGAAAAAAAAUAAUAAUAGCAAAUUAUUGUUGUCUUGUACUUCUAUAAUCCUGGCACCAUUAUUUGGCAAGAUCAUCUGGUCUUGUCCCCAGAGAUUUGAGUAAAUAAUGGAGGAGGUAACAUCUAAUUUAAUUCCCUUUCUUUUAAGUAAGAAAGGGAAGAAGCAACAAUUUCAAAGCAGCAUAUCAGACUUUGAUGGCAGCCUCUUGAAGAAAUUUACAGGCACAGAAGGCAUUUUGCUCCUAAACCUUGGAUGUCUCAACCAAAAGAGUCCAACAAGCAAAGCAACAACUUGGAAUGGUGUAACAUAAAUGAACACAGCCCAAAUCAAUGAGAAGAUUAUGAAUAUAGCAGUGGCUCUAGGAUCCCUCCAACUCAAUAUAGCCUGAGCUCUUUCCAAUUGUGAUGCCAAAUCUCCCACCACUGUUUGCACUCUUCCAGCUACGCUCCUUAGCCGGUCGUACCUCAUUCGAACUAUGUCUGCUGGCUUAGAAGUCGGGAAUGAAUCGAAUUCUUCAUCGAGUUCAUCGGGGUGUGCAAAUUCAGCUUGCGAAAGCCGAGCAUCCAUGUGAGGAGGAUGCCUUGGCCUAAACCGAUAGUUCCAAAUUCCAAUCACAAAUAGGUAAAGGAAGAUGGUGGGCAAUAUCAAUUCCGGGUAACAAAUCAGCAUCAAGAACAAGACAUGCACUAGACAUGUAGUGAUGGGGUUUUUCCAAUAGCAAAUGUCAUCAAGCCAUCUGCAAACCGCAGAAAGGCCCGAGAGAACAGACAUUAUGCGUUGGAAAUUCGCCUUGCUUCUCCUCAAGCUCCACAUAUGGUAAUCCACAUCUAACAUGUAUUCAACAUUCUCUAACCGAAGCGGGGGCUCAGCCCGAGCCAGCCUCAUGGCCACAAUCUGCUGAGCUUGGUGUCUCAACAUGUCAAUGUGCUUAACCGGUAUAGGAUUCACAUAAUGCAUCUUGGGAAGUAAUGGUUUACCAUAUUGGGUAACCAUAUUAACCCAAGCCAUACAAGUAAACCUCAAUGCCAAUUGAAGCUCCCCAUGUUUUUUCAAACCAUUGGGUUGGAGAACCAAAAGGGGGUAAUAAUGUGUAUAAAUUCGAUCUGUUUCCAAAGUCGAAAGGCGAAUCCUAACCUUCCCAAUCCUCUGAUCUCUAGCACCUUCUUUACUUCCAUUAGUAUGAGCAUUGUCAAAAACACCAAUGGUGAUAACAGUACAAGGAUCAUAAACUUCCCAAGUGUACUGCUCAUUCCACCUAGGAGACAAAGUAUCAAGAAGAGUUCUAGUUCGAACCCAUUUGUUACCAUACUUAGCUACACAAUAAGCAUCAGUAGUCCUCCCUUCUUUGCUCUUCAUAGGAAGUAAAUUCCUAGCACUCAAAAUCCCAAGUUCAAGAAUCCCAAUAUUAGCCUUCCUAAGGUGUUUAGAAGAAGGCUGAAGAUCACUACUAAAAUGAGUAGAUUCAUCAAGAACAUGAUAACCAGCUUCCAAACACAACAUCAUCAAAAUCUUACUAGAAAACUUCUCCUUCUUCUUCUCAGUCUCUUCCUCCGCCGCAACCGAAGGCUUAUGAAGAUUAAACCAUCUAGGAUCAGGAAACUUACUAGUCUCCAUUCUCUGAGUAGCUUCCCUAACAGGAAGAAUCACUCUCCCCAAAAUCUCAUCUUUCCCUGGCCCAACUCUAUCCUCAACAGUCACCAUAAUGAAAUCUUCAAAAGGCUCAGACACAACAAACAUAAGCUCUUCCUUCCAAACAGGACCACCCAUACGAACCUGUGUAGGCCUAGUAACUCUAAGUUGGUUACCUAAUUGAACCUUCACAUGAGUAUUAGACAAUGCUCUUCCUUUAUCAGAAGCUAAAAGGUCUUGAGCUUCAAUCACAUGAAUUCUAAGGUAAUACAAUUUAGGAGAAAAGUAAACUUUAGAACGAGUGUUAGUAAGAUUUACAUGGCUAAUAUUAUGAGCAUCAGAAUGCCAAGCUUCAGGGAAUGAUUCAUCAGCCUGAGUCCCCAUCCAAACAGCAAGCAUAACUUCACCUUUUGUCUUCAUCCCAUGUUUAUCUUCCAAUCUAUACCAUUGAGGAGCCAAAGGACUAUCUGGGGGUACUCUAAGAGGAACCUCCAAAAGAUCAAAAUGAACUCGACCCACAAAAUCAUCUUUUGCAAAGUCCUUAUCUUUAACAGUAACUUCAAGCAAAUUGGACUGUAAUCUUUCUUUGGAAAAAGCAAAAAUCUGUUUCCAAAUUGGGUUUUGAUUCUUCUCCAAAUGCUUUGUUACCCCUUUGUAGUUCCCCAAUUUUACUUCCACAUAUGGGUCUACACUUCCGGUAAUGUCCAUUACCGGAAGAUCUCUGGCUUUCACCACACUUACAUAAAGGUAAUGCAUUUGCUCAACGAGAUCGUAAGUGCUCGAAGUCUUGUCUCCUCUGUACCUUAACCGCGCCGCCACCGGCGGCCUAGUCUCUACUAAAGCGAAUUCCGGGUUCUGUCUUGGUGGCAUUUGCAUUCUCAUCACUGCCGUCGCCGGUCCCGGUGGAGUUGCCUGAGCAAAAUCUCGCCUCAUCUCGAAACCCGGUGGUUUUGAAGACAUUGGUGGUGGUUGCUGGUGAGCAGAAAAAGCAUGGCCAUGGCCAUGGCUACCACCACCACCACCUCCUCCUCCUCCGGCGCCGGUUCCGAUUGAGUGAAAGGUCUUCACCUCUUUCUCUUUCUUAUUCUUUUUCUUGAAUAUCUUCUCAAUUACUGGCUCGCUCUCUCGUUCUCGUUCUCUUUCCCUCUCUUCUUCGAUUUUGUUGGUGUUAAUUUCUUGUAAUGGAGUCUGAUCUUGAGUACUCUCAACCACCGGAGGAGGAGGAGGAGGAGAAUCAGAAUAAGAAGAACCGUUAACGGCGUAGAUUUUGAGAGCAAUAUCUCCCUUAACAGGCGAAAAGAGAUCUUUUUUAUCAAGUGGGCAUCUCUGAAUUUGGGCAUCAGACUCAGACAUCGGAACAGAAACACCGGAGAUUCUGACACGACCGAGAAAGUUUUUACGGGUAUGGUUGUCGUCGGAGUUGCUCCGAUCGUUGUAAACAACAACGUCUAUAGUCUUGUUGGGUAAAUCUCCAUCGAUGUUAAAGAGAAGCUUCUCGUUCCAUUGAGGGUUGAGAUCUUUAUGCUUAGUCUGAGUCCGGUGACGUUGGCCGUUAAAGUUUACUUCGACGAAAGGACUGGCGGAGCCAUGGCCGUCUUUGGGCAUGAGGUCGGUGGCAUCGUGAAUCUCAACUACUAACAUACUCAUGGCGAAGAAGAAGAAGAAGAAGAAGAAGAAGAAGGAAUUUGUAUCAAAGUAGGAAGAAAAUUGAGGGAUUAACAAUGGUGGAUUGAAGAAAGAGCAGAGAGGUCAUGUUUGAGAAGAUGAUGAUGAAGAGAGUAACUUAACACUUUGAAGAGAUAAAAAUGUUUGGUGGUGU
Molecule: messenger RNA, 7388 nt
Organism: Cannabis sativa
Lineage: Eukaryota; Viridiplantae; Streptophyta; Magnoliopsida; Rosales; Cannabaceae
Product: DEAD-box ATP-dependent RNA helicase 13
Cellular component (GO): nucleolus
Molecular function (GO): RNA helicase activity; ATP binding; nucleic acid binding
Source: RefSeq, a predicted model, not a curated record